GAAUCAUCAAAGCGACGCUCGCCUAAUGUCAGUGAACAACAAAUGUGAGACUUGAAUUGUGAAUUGCUCUUGUUUUUCAAUGAAAAUGAUUUAUUUUAAUAAAGGAUAUUGAAAUAUAAGUCAAAAAUAAUAGAAACAACACUAUUAAAAUCAGUUACACAUAAUAUUGACUCUAUAGUUUAGCAUAACUUAUUCGAAACGAUCAGGUUAAUCCGUAAAAAUGCCUACGAGUGGGCCUGUUUAUCAACCCACAACUGUUACCUAUGAACAGCAGCCAAAUGAUUCAUCAUGGACAAGACCGGUUAGCUAUUUAUCACAAACUGUCUCAAAUAGACGGUAUCUUCACAAACCCAUGGUACAAACAUCAAUCUUAAUAACUGGUUUAAUAACAAUCAUCAUUGGUCUGGUAAUGAUAGUUAAUGGUUCCAUAAAUUACGCUGACACACGACAGUAUCCUAAAGAAGUUGGUGAAGAUCCAAUUUAUGCCCCUGGUGAUAGCGCAUACUUAGCUAUAGCAAUAUCAGGUGUCUUAGUUGUAUUUUUAGGCUUGGCAGUUUUAGUAUUUUAUAUACGUUUGGUUGGCUGUCGAAGAACUUGUCCAUGCGUACCAUCAAAGGAAGCUCGAUUGGCAAGACAUUUACAAGGAAAUGGUGCAGCACAAGUAUUGGCAUUAAAUCCGUCCACAGAUCUUUUAGUGUCUGCUCAAUAUGCACCAGUAUCAGAAGUUCCUGCCCAAAUUGAUGAAGAACAAAGAAGGAAACUCAUGGCCGGAGAUAACAAAGAUUGUGUGAGUAGUGCUGAAGAAAGUGAUAAAAUGUUGGAAGCAGACCCGAGAAUAGUUUUGAGGCCUCAGCAAGUAGAAGAAGCUUAGAGUUUUAAAGUUUAUAACAACAUUUAGCAUCAAAUUGUAUUAUCAAUUCCUAAAUUGAAUACUAAAGCUCACAUAAUGGAUAAAUGAGAAGGCAAUAUGUAAGAUACAUACAUUUAUGUAGAUAUUAAAAAUCACUUCAUGUAUAUAAGACUUACUCUUAAGAGAUUUCAAUUUAACAAAUGAUAGUAACAAUCAUGACCCAUGUUUGCUCGUUGUUAAG
Molecule: messenger RNA, 1091 nt
Organism: Ctenocephalides felis (cat flea)
Lineage: Eukaryota; Metazoa; Arthropoda; Insecta; Siphonaptera; Pulicidae
Exons: 5
Coding region: 221-871 (216 amino acids)
Source: RefSeq, a predicted model, not a curated record